GCGGUCACUGUGCACGGUGCAGAGCGUCGAGCGGUCGGUUUAUACCGGUGGUUAGAACUUUAGAAGCUUUGGUUUGGGGUAAAAAAGAUUGAUUCCUUGACAAUGCCACCGCCAUAAGAGCUAGGAGAGGUUCUGACUGGUGACUGUGUGAAAGGAUUCGGACUUUCUUUGAGUAGUUGAGCUUGAAAAUCUCCAAUAACCUCAAAAUGGGUCUGGAGAAAUUGAACUGGUACUGCGGCAUCAACGACUCUGAUAAUCUGAACAACUUCACCUUUGACGUGAACCACACCCUGUACAAUGCCUGCUUUGUGGACCUCAUCUACACCUUAUCACACCUCAUCUUCAUCUUGCUGGGCGUCCUGGUGCUCUUCAUUCUCGGAUGCUGCACUCGGAUCCGCAAGGAGCAAUAUCGCUACCUCAUCCAGUACCCAGGCCACAACUUGCGCUGGGUGAUCUAUUUCAUCUUGUUCACCCUGGUGCUGUCUCAGAUUGCUGAGAGCAUCUUAAGCGAGUUGGAGGUGCAGAGUUGGGAGCCAACCCGACCCCACCUCUACAUCCCAGCAUGCUUCGUCCUGGUUGCCUCGUUCCUGUCCAUGUUCUUCUACAAUAAGAUGGAGACAUGGAACCGCCACCACAUGUCCUGGCUUCUCGUGAUCUACUGGGUGCUGGCCCUGGGAAUCGAAGUCAUCAGAUUCCUGAAUUUCUAUCACGAUCCCGAGGUGGACUUCACCCUCUUGCGAGCCGAUCUUAGUCUCGCUGCCAUGGUUAUUUACACCUUGUUGCUGUUGCUGGAGCUCAAUGUGAUCAGAGUGAAGAUCUUCAAGUGUUGCUGUGAGGAGGAGGAGUUUCCUGAAGACCUGAAGAAGGAGGACAUGAACUAUCUACAAGGCUACACCAGCCUGCUAUCCUCAGCGUUCUACUGGUGGCUCAACUGGAUCUUCAAGAAAGGUUUCAAGCAAGCUUUGGAGAUAUCUGAUCUGGGCAGUCUGUCUGAGGUCCACACCACGCAGUAUCAGAGGGAUGCCUUCACUAGGGCACUCAAGAAAGAACAGGCCCGAUCCAAAGCCCACAAGAUUCCCCUCAGCCUGUACCGUGUCUACGCCCGAGCCUUUGGCUUCCGUAUCAUGAUUGGUGGCUUCGUCAAGUUUUUCGGUGAUGCUGCCACCUUCGUACCGCCCCUCGCUCUCGCAGGAGCCAUCAGAUACGUCACCACUCUCUACUAUCAGCAGGGGGAGGAUAAUCUCAUCGACCCUUCAAAGACCAAGUAUGUCUCGGUGACGGAUUUCUUGGGUAACGGCUUUGUGUUGAUCAUCAUCAUGUUCUGGUCCAACAUCAUCAAGCUGUUAUCCCAGCAAGGCCACUAUCACAUUGUCAUCACUGAGUCUGCUCACAUCAAGGCAUCCCUACAGGCGGCGAUAUACGACAAAUCGCUACGUCUCUCCAGCUACACGAUGACAGGGGGCGCUAUGACCAUGGGCCAGAUCACCAAUCAUAUGUCGGUCGACACUUCCAAUGUUCUGAACUCGACGCAGUGGGUCCACUACAUCUGGUCCAUUCCAUUUUUGAUCAUCGGCUACAUGGUGAUUCUAUACUUUGAGCUUGGAGUGGCUGCCCUGAUUGGCUGUCUAGUCUUCUUCGUUACCAUACCGAUCCAGGUCGUCAUAGCGAGGAUGACUGCCAAAUACCAGAAGACUGUCAUGGAAAAAUCUGACGAGCGUCUGAAACGAACCAACGAGUUGCUGCAAGGGAUUAAGCUGAUCAAGCUGUAUGGGUGGGAAGACAUGUUCUAUACCUCCAUCAGCAAAGUACGAGCCUUGGAGAUCUUGACCAUGAUGAAGGGGAUGGGCUGGAGGAUUCUGCUCAUGACUAUUACUAGUGCCAGCCCACUGAUGGUCACACUUGUGUCCUAUGGCCUGUACACCAAACUAACGGGCCUGCCCUUGACAUCAGACGUCGCGUUUGCUGCCCUCUCUGUCUUCAACCAGAUGUCGCUACCGCUCUUCCUCAUGCCGAUGGUCUUUGUCAUGCACAUCAACGCCGUUGUCAGCACCAAGCGCCUGAGGACGUUCUUCGAGGCGCCCGAGAUUGAGAAAUCAGAGUUGGACGAGGAGGAUACAGAGGUCGAAGUUGGCAGAGGACUCAUCAACCAGGAGGUUGCUGUGCGUCAGCCCAAACGAAGGAGAGCAGAGGACAGACAACAUUUGCUGACAUCAUCUGAGGAAGAGGAUAGGAUGUAUGACGACGUCAUCCACGCCAUCUCCCCAUCUCCUGUACAUCCCAGCUUACCAGAUAAUAUUGCAAUAAGGAUCCGAGGUGAUUAUACGUGGGACAAGGAUGCUACCACCCCAACCCUCAAAAACAUCGAUUUGGAUAUCCCAGUCGGCAAGUUGACUAUGGUAGUGGGUCAGGUAGGAUCAGGCAAGUCUUCCUUACUGUCUGCUAUCCUGGGAGAGAUGACCACAGUCUCAGGAAGAGUCCAAUGGAACAGUCAGUAUGAUUCCGUCGCGUAUGGUGCACAGAAGGCCUGGCUGUUAAACGCUUCCCUCAAAGAGAACAUACUCUUUGGCAACAAACUGGAAAAGGACAGGUACAAGAAGGUCAUCGCUGCUUGCUCCUUGCAGCCGGACAUCGACAUUCUCCCAGGAGGAGACAAGACAGAGAUUGGUGAGAAGGGAAUCAAUCUGAGUGGAGGACAGAAGCAACGAGUCAGCGUGGGUCGCACCAUGUACAGCCACAACAAUGUCGUCAUUCUGGAUGAUCCCUUGUCCGCCUUGGACAUGCACGUUGGCAGUCAUCUCUUCAAGGAAGGCAUUGAGGACUACUUGAUGAGAAAGAGUAAACGCACAGUCGUCUUGGUUACUCAUCAAUUGCAGUAUGCUGACAAGGCUGAUAAGAUUGUGUACAUGAAAGACGGUGUGAUCCGUCACCAGGGAACGCUAGAAGACAUUCGGGAGGAGAACCCAGAGCUUGUAGCCAACUGGUCAGCCACGGCCAAUGAAGCCGAGGAAUCGGAAUCAGAAACUGAAGACGUGAAAGAAGAGAGAGCCAAGCUGGUGCGUCAAGUCUCCACUAUCAUGGAGGAAGAGAAGAAGGCAGAGCUAGCCAGAGCGGAUUCAACACAAGCCGGCCGUCUGGUUGAGAAGGAAGAACGAGCUGAAGGCUCUGUCUCCUGGCGAAUCUAUCUGGUCUACAUCAAACACCUGGGCUUUGGGGUCUUCUUGUUUCAACUCCUGCUGCUUCUGGGCAAGAACGGCCUGGGUGUGGGCACUAACUACUGGCUGGCGGGGUGGUCAGAACAUGGGAAUAAUCACACCAUCAACGCAAAUGAAACAGAGGAUCCUUUACUUGGCUAUUACCUGGGUGGCUAUGCAGGCCUGUCUGUAGGCACUAUCAUAAUCGGAGCUGCCUCCUCUACGGUUAUCUACAUUGGAUCUCUCUUUGCAGCAAAGAAGCUUCAUAACAGCAUGCUCAAUACCAUCAUGAGUGCACCGCUUAGGUUCUUUGACACUACCCCAAUUGGGCGCAUUCUCAAUCGGUUCUCCUCUGACACGUCGGUCAUUGACAUGCAAAUUGGAGGGACCCUGAGUACUUUCUUGAGUUUUUCGAUGAGCUGCCUAGUGGCUGUGCUGGUGGACGCUAUCGUGACCUGGUACUUCGUCAUCGCGUUGAUCCCCAUCAUGUGCUUCUACGUCCUGCUGAUGAAGGUCUUCAUCACAACAUCCAGGGAGUUGCAGCGUCUUGACAGCAUCAAUAAGUCUCCAGUCUAUGCACACUUCUCUGAAUCUCUGGGAGGAUUGUCAACCAUCAGAGCCUACAGGCAGCAGCAUCGCUUCCAGAAACUCAUCAUUCAAAAGAUUGAGUUGAGUAACCUGACUUUCCUGUACAUGAACACAGGGAACAGGUGGUUGGGGAGCAGACUGGACCUAAUUGGGGCAGCCAUCGUGUUAUUUGCCGGCCUUGCAACCAUGAUAUCGGCCCUCGCAGGUGGCCUCCAGCCUAGCUUGGUGGGCCUAGCAAUAACAUACGCUCUCAGUAUUUCAGGCCAGUUGAACUGGGUGAUCCGUAUGUCAGCUAACCUAGAGAUGCAGAUGAACGCCAUGGAACGAGUGGAGUACUACAAGUCUGUCAAGAAAGAGGAGUAUGACGGUGUAAUUGAGCCACGCCAUGAUUGGCCAGAUCAGGGUGAGAUUGUCUACAAGGGUGUCUCAGCCCGAUAUGCUUCAGAUCUUGAUCCUGUGCUCCAUGGUAUUGAUAUCCACUUCAAGGCAGGAGAAAAGAUCGGGAUUUGUGGUCGGACUGGAAGCGGUAAAUCAUCGCUGACCCUGACCCUCUUUAGAAUCAUCCAGACAUUUAAAGGGCAAAUCUUGAUAGAUGGAGUGAACAUUGCCCAUCUGCCGUUGGUGGAAGUCAGACGUCGUCUGGCCAUCAUUCCACAGGACCCGGUACUCUUCACUGGAACUAUCAGGUUUAACCUGGAUGCCAGGGGCGAGCAUGACGAUGAUGCAUUAUGGGAAGCCCUGGAGAUUGCGCAGCUGAAAGAUGUGGUGUCCGAGCUUGACCUCAAACUGGACGCCAUGGUAACGGAGGGAGGUGAGAAUUUCAGCGUGGGUCAGAGGCAGCUGUUUUGCUUGGCUCGUGCCUUCUUGAGGAAGACUCGCAUCCUGGUCAUGGAUGAGGCAACCGCCUCCAUCGACUUGGAAACCGAUGCCAUUCUUCAAGAUGUCGUAGCCUGUGCCUUCAAGGAGAGGACUGUACUCACCAUAGCUCACCGUGUGCAAACCAUCUUGGACUCGGACCACAUCUUGGUUCUGAAUGAGGGCAGAAUUGCAGAAUAUGACACGCCACAGAAUCUGCUAGCCCAGGAAGAUAGUAUCUUCGCUUCCCUGGUGAAGGCAGGAACUUAAGAAGGUGGUUUUAGGGAUAAAGACUGCACUUUGCAUGAUGCAGCUAUUUUCAGGGUGUCAAACAAUGGAAAUACUCUAUCAUGAGUUGUAUGGUUAGUAGAAAACUAACUAGUUUUUCAAUUUAUUUGCGAUGGUAAAGACUUAUCCAACAACCACAUUUAGAAGAUAUUAUUAGUUGGUAAUAAUAAUAAGAAAUAAUUUGUAUUACAGGAAAUGGCACCAUAGGGUUGUGCAGAAAAUGUGUCCAUUGAAAUGUCUCCCUAAUGUCCGGUGUCUCCCUCAGGUAUACGCAUGCCAAAAAAUGUCUCCUUAAGGGGACAUUAACAUGAAUUUAAAAAUGUAUAUUGCGCCCUUCACAUUAUAAUGAUCAAAAGCACUUUACUUGUGCACAGGCCAUACGCAUAUACUUCGUGCUUCUUCGACCAAAUUGGUUUUCAAAUUAUAUGCGCACCUCAAAUUAAGAAUCAAGGUGCUUUUCUUUCUCCCUAACCAAAGAGCAAAAAUUACCAUUCCCAAAUGUGUUUCAGUUUAGGGCAUACACCUAACCCAAUACCUGUAAAAUGACUUGCUGGAGGACAAAAGCUUCACACUUAUAAAUUCCAGCCUUAGUUUGCACUCUUGUUGAGAAGAAUAACUCGGGUAUUGUAAAUGCUUCUUAAUUGAGAGCAAAGUCACACCGAAUCACACAAUGAGUGUUAAGUUGCACAGUUGCAGGAAGGCCAGUUAGUAGCAAUUGUCACGGGUAAUUGUUGACCUCUAUACCUUAUUCCAUCAGAUUUUAAUGAAAAUUUAUCAAUUAUGAAAAAUGACUGUCGUUUUAAAAACUUUGAUGUCUCGUAAGGGCACAGGGCUCCAGACUGCCAAAAGGUGUUUUUUUUCCGUUGGAAAAGCAGCUAACGAAUAUAGGCAAUUUUAGAUUUGUUGGUAUCAGUAGUGAUGUUACUAAAACACAAUAAUUUUCUCCUUAAGUUAGUUAUCUUAGCAUUCAGGGUAAUUUAGAGGGCUUAAAGUUAUUCAAUAUUUGUGUGUGUUUUUUGUGUGUGUAUAUAUUUGCAUAUUUAGGGUUGUUUAGUUCUUAUUCUCUUCUAAGUAAUAGUCCAAAUAACAGGUAUUAUUGGACAAGGGCGUCAGUUGCAUCUCAAAAGUGGGGGGGGGGGGGGCAUACCUUGAUCAGCACUAAUGCGAGCGCAAAGCGCAGAGCCCUAACUUUUUGUAAGAAGUAUAUAUGAUCUUUUGCUUUUUAUGAUUUUUUUCGUUUGAGGCAACAGAAUUACUCAAAUUGUAAUCGGGGUGUGUUUAUAACAACUUAUCUGUGGAACAUUUAGCUCAGUGCGUACUGUACAUUUUGAGAAAUCAAAUGUACAAUUGUUGGGGUCUUGUAACUGGAUUCCGUUGCUAAAGCACAUUAAAAAAA
Patiria miniata (bat star) is the source of this 6318-nucleotide messenger RNA. RefSeq names its product ATP-binding cassette sub-family C member 8-like. The record is from RefSeq and is a predicted model, not a curated record. Gene Ontology annotation, cellular component: membrane. Gene Ontology annotation, biological process: transmembrane transport; potassium ion transport. The coding region runs from base 207 to 4904 and encodes 1565 amino acids. NCBI's taxonomy places the organism in Eukaryota, Metazoa, Echinodermata, Asteroidea, Valvatida, Asterinidae. The transcript has 32 exons. Gene Ontology annotation, molecular function: ATP binding; ABC-type transporter activity; sulfonylurea receptor activity.